Molecule: messenger RNA, 630 nt
Organism: Menidia menidia (Atlantic silverside)
Lineage: Eukaryota; Metazoa; Chordata; Actinopteri; Atheriniformes; Atherinopsidae
Source: the annotation of a GenBank genome assembly
AUGAGAACUAAUGAGUUUGACUCUUCAUCUGAAGAUGAGGCGGUGGGUGAGGAGCUGCUGACUCCCUUCCAGAUUUCCUGGUUGCCUCUGUCCAUUGUCGAGUGCUCACAGUACCUUGGAAUAUGUGCGUUACCAGGCUGUAAAUACAAAGAGAUCCGCAGAUGUUUGCAGAGAGAUGUUGAUGAGCUCCAGAACCAAGGGGUGCAGGACGUGUUUGUUUUCUGCACCCGAGGAGAGUUGAAAAAGUACCGAGUCCCCUCCCUGCUGGAGGUCUACCGGCAGCGGGGCCUCACCGUCCACCACACGCCCUUCCCCGACGGAGAGGCCCCGGAGCUGCAGCAGUGCUGGCGGAUCCUGGAUGAGCUGCAGCUCAGCCUGCAGAGCAGCAGGAGGACCGUAAUCCACUGCUAUGGAGGCCUGGGACGAUCCGCUUUGAUCGCUGCCUGUUUGCUGCUUCAGCUCUCAUUAACAAUGACGGCUAACAAGGCCAUCGAGAUCCUCAGGGAGCACCGAGGAGGAGGAGCAAUACAGACGCUGAAGCAAUACAACUUUGUUCACGAGUUUCGGGACAGAUACGCCACCUACAAAGAGAGCAGAGAAGUUUCAAAAGAGCGCUCAGUGUCUCGGUGA